UAACUCCCAUGCAUUAAAACACUUCUCGUCGAAAAUAGUACUGUACUACAUAAAAUCAAAUCUUCAAUGCGGAAUUUUUCUCAGAGACGAAACCCUAGAACACCAAAAACCCAGAAAAUGGCGGAAGAAGAAGAAGUAGAAGUCAGAACUGAGUCUGAAAACAGCGAGAGUUCAAGCUCAGACGACCCAAAAACCCCAGAAAACAAAACCACAGAGUACGAGAAACAGAGGGAAUUAGUGAUCGCGCGGAAUAAGGCCAGAAUGGAAUCAAUGGGAUUGCAGAAAAUAGCGAAAUCUUUGAUGAAUUUAGGUCACAAAGAGGGGAAAAAGAGAAAAUCGCAACAUAAAUCCAUAAAAAGCAAAAAAGAUGACGAAUAUGAACCUGAUAAUGAUGAUGAAGAACAAAAAGAUGAUAGUAGUGAAGCAACUUUGGAUAAUUCAAGUGAAGAAUUUGAACAGGAGAAGAAGAAAAAGAAGAUUACAAAUGCCAGAAAUUCUAAGUCUCAUUCAAAAAAGGUAGUGAAUAGGAAAUUGAGGUCUGAUAAGCAAGUAUCUUUGCAGAAGUUUCCAGACGUCACAGAUCUUAUGAGUGAAGAUGAAGCUUUGAAGCAGGCUAUGGCUCUUUCUUUAAAAGAUAUCAGAGACACCUCAUUCGUGCAGCAGCAUGAUGGGUUAUCUCAGGGCUCAAACGAGCUAGCUGCUAGCAGUAAUGGCAAGGGCUGUGAUCGCUCUCAGAAAGAUGAUACAAGGAGGAAGAAGAAAUCUUUUAAGAGUCGUAUGCAAAUGACUGAGGAUGACCUGGUUGUGAACUUCUGUCAGUUUGAUGAGGUUGGGAAAGGGAGCAUAACAUUCCGAGAUGUGCAACGGAUGGCUGCUUCUCAUGAUUUUACCUGGACGGACAAGGAGUUGGCUGAUAUGAUUCGCUGUUUUGAUAGUAAUAGGGAUGGCAAGCUUACUCUGGAUGAUUUUCGGAACAUUGUUGUACGGUGCAACAUUUUACAAGUCCCAGAAUAUUCUUGAUAGACUUCAUUAAGGUUUUGAUUGAAUUUCCAACUGUUUUUUUUUGGGGGGUUUUCAAAGAGAGAGAGAAAGAAGAAGGAGAGGGACAGGGAAGACGUGGAGCAGUGUUAAGACUGUCGACUAUUCUAUGUGUUCAUUCAAAGUAGUGGAUCCCACUUUUCAUCAUCAUACAAGUUACAAAUUGGUAAAUUUACAUGUUUUUUAGGAAAAAAAAAAAUAUUCCAUCCGUUCCAAUUUAGUUACUACAUUUUGAUAGUAGACAUUAUUCACGUCAUAAUUUUGACUAUCUUUUAUUCCAUAUACAUCAAGUUGUUUGAUUUACAACUUUUUUGGGUUUUUUUCUAGUAUAGUUUUACUUGGUGGAAUGAUUAAAUUAACUGUUGAUUGAAUAGUUUAGUUGUACUGUAUGUAAGAAAGGUAGGGUUUCUAUUACCAACGGUAAGUAAGUGAUUCAACGUUGGUUCUUGGGAGUGAUUAUGUCUUGAUUUAUGGGAUUGAUGAAAUUAAUAGCUGGAUUGUUUUAUAAGACAUCAUUAGGUGGUCAAAAUGAGCUAUAGGAAGUAAAAUCAUAUAGGAAAUUAUUGUCGUGAGUGGUUUGAAUUAUAAUUCUAUUUUUUUUAAGCGUUAUUGAUUAUUGUUUAAUUCGGAAUAGUCUUUGGAUUUAUAUUUAGGAAAUUUGUUCUUAAAGAAGUUCUGUAUAGCUUAUAGUUUGUUGAAUGGGUGAAAUAAGAAGGUGCCGAUAGCUCAAAGAAGAGUGGAAGAACAAUAAUAUUUUUGAAUUAAAGAAUUUUCCUUUAAAUGUUUAUUUGAUUAUAAGUGAUAAAGAAAUAUUUUAAGCGUAUACUAUAACAGUAACUAUUUAGAAUUGGUGUCGAUAAAAUAAAACCUAGCCUCCCCUCUCCUUUUCUCUCUCUAAAACCCUAGCCUCCCUUACCCCUUCUUCAUCAAUUAGGGGGUUGCCAUGGAUGUUUUUCAUCCAUGGUAAGCCCCUUUUUCCCUUUUAUUUUCAGUUUUUAGUUCAUUUUCUUGUUUUGUUCAAUAAAUUCGUAUCUCUUUAUGAGAUUUUUUCAAACCUUUUUAUGGGGUUUUUAGUUUCUGUUUUGGAAAUCUCCUUCUCCCCUAUGGGAGUUGUGAGUAUUUCUUUUGUUUUUAGGUAUGAGAAAUUAUUCUCAUUGGUUGAAGUUCGAGAUUCAACCUGAAGAAUUAGGGUUUCACAACUUCUGUAAAAUUAUGGAAGACUAUUGGAGUACGUUCAUCCCAAAAUUUCCGCAUCUGCAGAUCGUAUGCCGAACCAGAGCGAACUCACAGAUUGCAUUGCUUCAGAUGAAGAUUUUUAUUAAGGCAAAAUUGAGUCAAAUCUGCGAUGUUUACAUUUCUAGGGUGCUAUGUAUUUCUAUUAGAAUUUUAUGUUUUUCAGAAAUGACUUGUAAGUGCCGUUUGGCGAAAUAUUAAUGAAAUCCCUUUUCUUUCUUUCAAAAAAAAAAAAUAA
This is a messenger RNA of Beta vulgaris subsp. vulgaris (sugar beet), 2509 nucleotides long. RefSeq lists its product as uncharacterized. Gene Ontology annotation, molecular function: calcium ion binding. NCBI's taxonomy places the organism in Eukaryota, Viridiplantae, Streptophyta, Magnoliopsida, Caryophyllales, Amaranthaceae. The record is from RefSeq and is a predicted model, not a curated record. The transcript has 7 exons. The coding region runs from base 67 to 1020 and encodes 317 amino acids.